Molecule: messenger RNA, 783 nt
Organism: Epithele typhae
Lineage: Eukaryota; Fungi; Basidiomycota; Agaricomycetes; Polyporales; Epitheliaceae
Product: ClpP/crotonase-like domain-containing protein
Exons: 6
Coding region: 1-783 (260 amino acids)
Biological process (GO): fatty acid beta-oxidation
Cellular component (GO): mitochondrion
Molecular function (GO): enoyl-CoA hydratase activity
Source: RefSeq, a predicted model, not a curated record
AUGGUCUCCAUAUCUUACUCCUUCGUCGACUCCAUGUGCGUGCAUCUCUCGCCCGGUUUGCUCACUCUCCCGCAUUCUGUGAUUUCUGACAAGAGGUGCGUGCACCUGCCGGUGUGGGCUCCAGACAUCGCUUUCAACUGCGUCUUCCCCUUCCCUGUGCCCCUCGCGCGCCCAGCACCCGCGUCCUCGUCGUCCGUCGACCAGUUCCUGCUCGACCUCCGCCGCGCCCUCGGCACGCUUGAAGGCCUGCCCGUGCCCACCCUCGCCACCAUCGACGGCCCCGCGCUCGGCGGCGGCCUCGAGCUCGGGCUCGCGUGCGACUUGCGCAUCGCAGGACACGCCGUGACGAAGAUCGGGCUGCCCGAGGUCAGGCUCGGGAUCGUCCCCGGCGCGGGCAGGACACAGCGCCUCACGCGCCUCCUGGGUCUCUCAUCUUCGCCGCGCAGGAGGCGCUUGAAUACGCAACUCAACAACGUCAGCCUCGAGCUCGCCGAGCAGGUGGUCCAGAACGUUGACGGGCCCAUCUCCUCCGAACCUGCGCCGGCCAACGCCGGAUACUGCUCCGCGAAGCUCUCCCAGCCCGCUUUCGCACCCCGCGAGUCGACGACCUUGUCCCGCCCCUUCGCGAUCCUCGUCGACGACGGCUUCGACCGCGCGCAAGUCGACGGCAUCCGCGCCGCGCUCAACGCCGGGAUGGCACACCACGGGCCGUACCGCCACGACGAGGGUUGGUGGAGCACGCUGUUCGACGCGCUCGUCUUCCUGCGCGGCGCGGCGCACUAA